Molecule: messenger RNA, 3999 nt
Organism: Medicago truncatula (barrel medic)
Lineage: Eukaryota; Viridiplantae; Streptophyta; Magnoliopsida; Fabales; Fabaceae
Product: DNA-directed RNA polymerase 2, chloroplastic/mitochondrial
Exons: 19
Coding region: 222-3464 (1080 amino acids)
Biological process (GO): mitochondrial transcription
Cellular component (GO): mitochondrial DNA-directed RNA polymerase complex
Molecular function (GO): DNA-directed RNA polymerase activity; DNA binding
Source: RefSeq, a predicted model, not a curated record
UCUAGGGGUUUUUCAUUUGUUAGAAGGGUUUUUCAUUUGGUAGAACUGUCACCAAUAACCGUCCUCAAAACCAACCCACUUCCUUCUUCAUCAAAGGCGGCACCUACUAUAUCUAUAUCUUCCAAAUUCCAAUUCCAUUUUCUACAUAUCUAUGAAUUUUGUUUCUCUUAACCCUUUUUCUUCUUCUUCACUUUUCAUUUUUCUUCAACCAAUUUUCAUCUAUGGUUAAUUUAAUGUUCACUACCACUGUUGAAUCCUUACCCAAUUCUCUUAUCCACAACAAAAAUUUCAAAUUUUUGAAAAAAUCUCAUUUGGGCUUUUCAUCAAACAUGUGGCGAAAUGUUUCCAAACAAGUCUGCAUAGGUUUGUUACGUCGGAAUGUUAACUACCCAUCUCUUGUUUUCUCUCAAAAUUCCAUUUUGUCGGGUAAUAACAAAGUUUUGUGUAAUAUUGGGAAGGAAAUUGGAAGUGGGCGUGUGAGUAAAUCGAGGUUUCAGUUAGUUGAGAAUUUUGGUGGGUGUUGUUGUUCGCAAUUUGAUGCAAAGGGUUAUUCUAGUGUUGCUGAGGCUGUUUCUUCUACUGAUGUUGAGGAUGAGAGGAAUUUUCAUAAUUCGGGUUUUCGAUUUGAUGCUGAGAGAUAUUCUAGUGUUGCUGAGCCGCUUUCUUCAACCGACACGGAGGGAGAUGAUCUUUCUGUGAUUGAUGAUGAAAUUAAAGAGUUGUUGGAGGAGAUGGAGAGAGAAGAUAAGAGGAAGAUUGAUGAGUUUAUGUUAAAAAAUGAGGGGAUUUUGCAUAACGAUGCAGAACAAGCUGAUUCUGCCCCGGUUGAUGACGAAAUUAACGUGUUGUUGAAGGAGAUGAAGAGAGAAGAGAGGAAGCAGAAUGCCGGGUUUAGGUGGCAUGGUUUGCCAGAGGCGAAAUACAAGGAGUUGAGAAAAAGACAAGUGAAGAUUGAGACUGAACUUUGGCAAGAAGCUGCAAGGGAAUACAAAGAGCUUUUGAUGGAUAUGUGCGAACAGAAGUUGGCACCUAAUUUGCCUUACAUGAAGUCACUGUUUCUUGGUUGGUUUGAGCCUCUAAGGGAUGCAAUUGAGAACGAGCAAGAGAUGUACCGAAAUAUGAAGAAGAGGACAGCUUAUGCACCUUACUUUCUUCAGUUGCCAUCCGAUAAGAUGGCUGUAAUUACUAUGCAUAAGAUGAUGGCGUUGUUGAUGGCAGGAAGUGAGAAAGGAUUUGUUGGCACUGCUAGGGUUGUCCAGGCCGUGUGCAGUGUAGGUGAUUCCAUUGAGCAAGAGGUUAGAAUACACAAGUUCUUGGAAAAGAGUAGUAAGAAAAAACAUGAUAAAGGCAAGAAAAAGGAAGUAGUUGAGUCCACUGAAGUCAUAAAGGAAGAAGAGAAACUGCGUAAAAAGGUCAUCAAUUUGAUGAAAAAGCAGAAGCUUGCUGCAGUGAGAGGAAUAUUGAAGGGCCUUGACGAUACAAAACCGUGGGGACCAGUUAUGAAGACAAAGGUAGGAAGCCGCUUGAUUGAACUUUUGGUUCAAACGGCAUAUAUUCAACCACCAUCAGAACCAGAAUCAGACCAGUCACAAGAUGGUGGACCUGAUAUCCGUCCUGCAUUUGUGCAUUCAUUUAGAACGAUGAAAGAGGCAGCGAAAAUAGGCAGAAAAUAUGGUGUUAUUGAAUGUGACCCUCUAAUUCUUAAAGGGCUUGACCGAACUGCAAAAAGUAUGGUCAUUCCUUAUAUGCCUAUGGUUGUUCCACCGGUCAACUGGACAGGUUUUGACAAAGGCGGAUACUUGUUCUUACCCUCCUAUGUCAUGCGCACUCAUGGAGUCAAGCAACAACGAGAGGCUGUUAAGAAAGUCCCUAGAAAGCAAUUAGAGCCUGUAUUUGAGGCUCUGGAUACUCUCGGGAAUACAAAAUGGAGGGUAAAUAACAAGGUGCUCAGUGUUGUUGAUAGGAUAUGGGCUGGUGGAGGCCGACUUGCUGGUUUGGUGGACCGCAAUGAUGUUGAAAUUCCUGAGGAGCUAGAAUCUGAUGAUGAAGCAGAGAAAAAGAAAUGGAAAUGGAAGGUCAAAUCUGUGAAGAAAGAGAACAGGGAGAGAUAUUCACUACGUUGUGACACAGAACUUAAACUUGCUGUAGCACGUAAAAUGAAGGAUGAAGAGUGUUUUUACUACCCGCAUAACCUUGAUUUUCGGGGCCGUGCAUAUCCCAUGCAUCCACACUUAAAUCAUCUUGGUUCAGAUGUAUGCCGAGGGAUAUUGGAAUUUGCAGAUGGACGUCCUCUUGGAAAAUCUGGUUUGCACUGGCUGAAGAUACACUUGGCAAAUCUUUACGGUGGUGGUGUUGAUAAACUAUCGAAUGAAGGUCGCAUAACUUUCGUUGAAAAUCAUCUUGAUGAGAUAUUUGAUUCUGCUGAACAACCUAUGGAAGGGAGACGGUGGUGGUUGAAUGCAGAAGAUCCGUUCCAGUUCUUAGCUGCAUGCAUGACUCUAACUGAAGCUUUAAAAAUUUCUACACCAGAGUCAUUUAUAUCACAUAUUCCAGUACAUCAGGAUGGCUCUUGCAACGGCUUACAACAUUAUGCUGCUUUAGGAAGAGACAAGUUAGGAGCUGCUGCUGUCAAUCUAGUUGCAGGAGAGAAGCCAGCUGAUGUUUACUCGGGUAUAGCAGCUAGGGUAUUAGCAAUCAUGAAAAUCGAUGCUCAGAAAGAUCCGGAAACUUUUUCUGAAGCUCGUCAUGCAAAGAUUUUGGUUAAUCAGGUGGAUAGAAAAUUGGUCAAGCAGACGGUGAUGACAUCAGUUUACGGUGUCACAUACAUUGGAGCACGGGAACAGAUAAAGAGAAGGUUGAAAGAAAGAGAUGCUAUUGCAGAUGAUUCAGAGCUCUUUGGUGCUGCUUGUUAUGCUGCAAAGGUGACCUUAACCGCCUUACAGGAGAUGUUUGAAGGCGCGCGAAGUAUCAUGAACUGGCUUGGUGACUGUGCAAAAGUGAUUGCAUCUGAAAAUGAACCAGUGUGUUGGACCACUCCUCUUGGACUUCCCGUGGUGCAACCUUACCGUUAUCAAGGAAGGCAUAUUGUCAAAACUUCACUUCAAAUGUUAACAUUGAAACGAGAAACCGACAAGGUCAUGGUCAAGCGGCAGAGAACCGCAUUUCCGCCAAAUUUUGUUCAUUCACUUGAUGGUUCUCAUAUGAUGAUGACUGCGAUUGCCUGCAAAAAGGCAGGAUUGAGUUUUGCAGGGGUCCAUGAUUCAUAUUGGACGCACGCAUGUGAUGUUGAUAAUAUGAACAGAAUACUAAGAGAGAAGUUUGUAGAACUCUAUGAGACUCCAAUUCUUGAAAACUUAUUGGAGAGCUUUCAAGAGUCAUUCCCAUCUUUGGAAUUUCCACCCUUACCCGAACGUGGAAACUUAGAUUUGAAUGAAGUUUUAGAGUCACCAUAUUUCUUCAACUGAUACUGAUCUACUGUCUUCUCUAUGCUUGGAUUGGAUUCAGUCUUUUAGACUUUGCUGACAAUAGUUGUCUGUGUGAGCUCGGCGCAAGGACGAUAUAACUGAUGAAAGUUCUCAUUCUAGAGGCUAUUUCGGUGUCUGUAUAUAUCUUCAACGGCAUGCAGAGUUUUAAGGAGGGCCUUAAGCGAUGACAUUAUCUUCAUCCUACUUUUUGAUCCGUGAGAGAUAGAAGGCUAUUUACGCUGGUGUGUGCAAUAAUCAAGAUUCAGGAAUGAGUUAAAGUUUGCAUUUUCGGUCACUGCAGCAAAGAAAAUAGAUUUCAAUUAUUUAUUUUUAAAAGAAUCUUGGGAACUUUUCAUAAUUUGAGUAGCAAAUUUGUGACCAAACUCAACUCCUGAGUCACCUUGCAAAUUAUGCCAUGGAUAGCUGCAGAGAAUUCUACACUAUACAACUUUUUAUAUUGUUGUAAAUAUAGGACAUGUUUGAAUUAGUGUAGCCACAUGAAUUAUAGUAAAUAAUUAUUUUCACAAGUUUCACA